AAUGACUUGGCGUAAUGGCUGAAGGAGGUGACGUUACACCAAUCAAAGACGGAUCAGAUGCUGACUUUGAUAUUGUCUGUACACCUUGUGGAGAAGGCAACAUCAGCGAAGAAGCUGUCAAAUAUUGCCCUGACUGCCAGGAGUAUCUGUGUACAACGUGUACGAUACAUCAUGGUCGACAAAAGGCUACACGUUCUCAUAAGCUACUAGACAGAGAUACUGCCAAACAAGGGUCGGUGCCUGCCGUGACAACAAAAUGCCGUUACCAUCCAGACCGUGAUAUCGAGAUGUACUGUGAAGGGCAUGACAUGGUUUAUUGUCUGAAGUGUAUAGCAACUGAUCAUAGAGCCUGUAGUGGAGUGACUGGUAUAGAAGAAAUAAAGACAUCGUCUAUUCAACAAAUGGAGGUAGACCGUUUACAGAAUGACACAAGAAACAUACAAGAGCGUUUAGCAGACACUGAUAAGAAGAAACAGAAAAACAUCGAUUGUCUUGAAGAACAAAGAGAUGAAAUAUUUACCAAAAUCGAGGACGUUGAGAGGGGCUUGAUAGAACAUAUCCGAAAAUUAAAACGUGAAGCGGUCAGUACUUUAAACAAGGAUUAUACUUUGGUUAAAGAAAAACUGAAGUCUGGCAUCACCCUAAUCGCAAAUAUGAAAAAGGAAAUAGAGAAUGCAAGUAGCCAGUCCCAAACAUUUACCAGUAUGGAUGUGGGACAGCAGUUUGUUCAGAUGAAACUGAUACAACAGACUGUAAAUGAUGCAGUAAAAUUGGUUGAAGAUAGCGAGGCAAAAGGUAGCAAAGUUUUAUGUUUUACAGAAAAUGCAGAUUUAAAGACUUCAAUUAUGACAGCAACAUCUUUAGGACAUGUGAAUACAGUUACAGAAAAUGACCGCCAAACUGCCCAAAGAGUAUAUAAGGUGAAAUCAAAGAAGGAGAUCAAUAUCAAGGUGCCAAACGACCGUGCCACGUGUCAGAUAGUUGAUUUAUGUCAGCUACAGGACGGUACGAUCAUACUGGCUGACUGCAAUAAUUGGAAGAUUAAGAGGCUUGAUAUGAAUUACAACAUCAAGGAUCACUAUGACCUAGGUCACUUGCUCAGGGGUAUCUGUUGUACUGGUCAGAAUGAAGUAGCUGUGAAAAUGUAUAGCAACAAGUUCAGUUUAUAUCAGUCGGCAGUUCAUUCUCUAAGCUGAGAGAGAUAUCUGUAGCUGGAAAUUAUUGGGGAAUGACUUACUGUACUGGACAGCUGUGGAUAUCUACCGGAAGUGGUGUCAAUGUUUACAGUACAUCCGGUACUCUACUGAAAACUAUUGGCAAAGGUAUCAAUGGUCAGAAUAUAUUUAAAUCAUAUACUUGUAGUAUG
Mercenaria mercenaria is the source of this 1366-nucleotide messenger RNA. RefSeq names its product E3 ubiquitin-protein ligase TRIM33-like. The record is from RefSeq and is a predicted model, not a curated record. The transcript is spliced from 2 exons. Gene Ontology annotation, cellular component: chromatin; nucleoplasm. Bases 15 to 1196 code for a protein of 393 amino acids. NCBI's taxonomy places the organism in Eukaryota, Metazoa, Mollusca, Bivalvia, Venerida, Veneridae. Gene Ontology annotation, molecular function: ubiquitin-protein transferase activity; zinc ion binding. Gene Ontology annotation, biological process: positive regulation of DNA-templated transcription.